Messenger RNA from Sphenostylis stenocarpa, 420 nucleotides. The record is from the annotation of a GenBank genome assembly. Lineage: Eukaryota; Viridiplantae; Streptophyta; Magnoliopsida; Fabales; Fabaceae.
AUGGAUGUUUACACGCAUCUUUCAUCGCCAUCUUUCAUAUCGCAUCGCUUCUCUUCUUCACGAUACCAGUACUCAUUUUUCUCCUCUUCCCAUUCACCUUUCAAGCUUCUCUGUUCCAAGGAAUCUCAACCCAAAGACGAUAACAAUAAUAAGGGUGAUAAAUCUUCAACAGACUGGGACAAAGCAUGGUCAAAAUUCAAAAAGCAAGGGGGCAAAAAACCCUUCUCAAAAUUUUCAGAUAAGUAUGUGAGUUGGAACCCUAGGCGUUCAGAAUUCCCUCUUUCUGAGGAGGUUGAUCCAAUCAAGAGGACAGAGAGAUCAAACCUCAAGUUCUGGAACAGUCCCACUUUCACUCUAGGGGGUGCAAUUAUUAUUGUCACAUUUCUUUUAUUGUACACCAUUCUUGCACCAAUCAAGUGA